AUGUAUGGAGCUCAUCGGUUCGAAGAUGACCAUCCACAUCGGGAAAGGUUACUUCCACCGCCGGUACCAGCACCACCAGUCACAAUUGCAUCAACCAUCACAGCACCGUCAGCUAUCGAGCAACUCGAUCUACGGUUAAUACCGCCAAUAAGCGCUCCGUAUCCUGUUAUGAGUCCAUACAAUUUCCACUUUCCACCAAUAUUUCCGUACACUACAACCCUACAAUUUCUUACAUCUUAA
Anisakis simplex (herring worm) is the source of this 240-nucleotide messenger RNA. Lineage: Eukaryota; Metazoa; Nematoda; Chromadorea; Rhabditida; Anisakidae. The record is from the annotation of a GenBank genome assembly.